Alnus glutinosa is the source of this 2259-nucleotide messenger RNA. Its product is annotated as CDK5RAP1-like protein. Gene Ontology annotation, biological process: tRNA modification; negative regulation of cyclin-dependent protein serine/threonine kinase activity. The transcript has 3 exons. Gene Ontology annotation, cellular component: mitochondrion; cytosol. The coding region runs from base 63 to 1919 and encodes 618 amino acids. The record is from RefSeq and is a predicted model, not a curated record. Lineage: Eukaryota; Viridiplantae; Streptophyta; Magnoliopsida; Fagales; Betulaceae. Gene Ontology annotation, molecular function: tRNA-2-methylthio-N(6)-dimethylallyladenosine(37) synthase activity; 4 iron, 4 sulfur cluster binding.
AUCAUCGAUUCCCUAUCCAGUUCCAAGCUUAUCGACUGGUUGCACACAAGCACAAAGCUUCAAUGGCGUCGUCGUUAUCCUCCGUGCUCGGCCACCCCCACUGCAGUCUCCGCCUCAAGAGGCUCCACAGUCGAUGCCGCGUGGGUCUCAUACUUCUCUCCCCACCUAAGCCCCAGGCUUCGAUUUCCCGCUGCUUCCCCCGCCGAGCGACACGACCGCUCCGGAGGGCCGUUCCUCUCGCUCUCUCCUCCAGAAGCUUCUCCCAAUCCCAUCUCUCCGUCCCGGAGGGCCCAAGCCUCCGCCAUUUCGUCGCUCAAGCUGCUCUCACCGCCUCCCAAGCCCAGCCCCACCAAUUACCAGCUUCUGAAGUAACUUCAAGAGGGCGCAUCUAUCAUGAGACUUAUGGAUGUCAAAUGAAUAUCAAUGAUAUGGAGAUUGUCCUAUCUAUCAUGAAGAAUGCUGGAUAUAGUGAUGUGGUGGAUGUUCCUGAGAGUGCAGAGAUCAUUUUCAUCAACACUUGUGCUAUCAGGGACAAUGCGGAACAAAGGGUGUGGCAGAGGCUUAAUUACUUUUGGUUUCUUAAGAGACACUGGAAGAGCAAUGUCGCUAUUGGAAGAUCAAACUCGGUGCACCCUCCAAAAGUAGUGGUCUUGGGAUGUAUGGCUGAGAGGUUAAAGGACAAGAUACUUGACGCAGACAAAAUGGUUGAUGUGGUCUGUGGACCAGAUGCUUACAGAGACUUGCCACAAUUGUUAGAAGAGGUAGAGUACGGACAAAAGGGGAUCAACACGCUUCUUUCACUUGAAGAGACCUAUGCUGAUAUUAGUCCGGUUCGAAUCUCCAAAAAUUCAGUUACUGCUUUUGUCUCAGUGAUGAGGGGUUGCAAUAAUAUGUGCUCAUUCUGCAUUGUUCCUUUUACUAGAGGCAGGGAGCGGUCACGCCCUGUGGAAUCAAUAGUGAAGGAGGUGGGGGAGCUUUGGAAAGAAGGUGUGAAAGAGGUAACACUUCUUGGCCAGAAUGUAAACAGCUAUAAUGAUGCAUCUGGGGAUGAAAAAGAAGUUGAACCAGGAACUAAUUGGAGCCUUAGUGAAGGCUUUUCCAGCAUGUGCAAGGUAAAAAAAAUGGGUUUACGUUUUUCUGAUCUCUUAGAUCGACUAUCCACAGAAUUUCCUGAGAUGCGGUUCAGAUACACAUCCCCACAUCCGAAAGAUUACCCUGAUGAGUUACUCUAUUUAAUGCGAGACAGACAUAAUAUUUGCAAAUAUAUCCAUUUACCUGCACAAACUGGGAGUAGCACAGUACUUGAAAGAAUGCGUCGGGGAUAUACCCGAGAGGCAUACUUAGAUCUUGUGGAAAAGAUACGAAGAAUUAUUCCAGAUGUGGGAAUAAGCAGUGAUUUCAUAUGUGGUUUCUGUGGAGAAACAGAGGAUGAACAUGCGGACACGCUAAGCCUCAUUAGGGCUGUUGGUUACGAUAUGGCAUACAUGUUUGCUUAUAGUAUGAGGGAGAAAACCCAUGCCCACAGAAACUACAGUGAUGAUGUUCCUGAGGACGUCAAGCAGAGGCGACUGACUGAAUUGAUUGAGGCUUUCCGUGAGAGUACAGGUCAAUGUUUUGAUUCCCAGGUCGGAACUGUGCAACUGGUACUGGUUGAAGGGCCCAAUAAGAGAGCUCCAGAUACAGAGCUUAUUGGCAAGAGUGAUAGAGGUCAUAGAGUUUCAUUUAUAAAUCUGCCAGUACCAUGCUGGGAUGAUGGUAUUAAUGGGAACAGAAAUCCUGUAGUCGGUGAUUAUGUGGAAGUUCAUAUAUUGAAAUCUAGCCGAGCAUCACUCUCUGGGGAGGCACUUGCUAUAACUAAAUUGAGUUCAUUUUACAACAAUGUGGGUGAAGAAGCUGUUGCUUGUGAAAGCCGAAGUUGAAAUUUCUCCAGCUUUGGAUGUGCCAUUUUAUCUUCCCUUUUUUCCUCAAAUGAAAUUUUGCAAGAUUAUUCUUGUUCAGCAUUGGCGGGCAGCUUCUUACUGGGCAAUUGAGAUCUGAUUGGAUCACAAUGUGUUAAAAUUUCUCUUGCCAUGAAAAUGGUUUAGGCGUGAGAGUCUACAAUAUAAGAUUGUGCUUCAAAUUGUCUCCAAUGACUUGCAACUUCAACAUAGUGUAGAGGUGCAACACCUUUUUGUAUUUCACUUUCAAAUUAUCAGUCAAUGGAGCUCUCUGAUGGAGAGCAUUUGCAGAUUGACCAUUGCAAUCUGCAUUCCAUACAAA